GUCAAGGUAGCGAUCCUUGACACAGGAAUCGCAAAAGCCGGUGCUCCGCCAGAAUCGCCGCUCAGUCUCAAGGGAAGACACAUAAAAUUUGGGAAGAUUGUCGACAAAUCGUUGCCGGCACAUGAGGACUUGGAUGGCCACGGGACACAUGCAGCCGGAUUGAUCUUCACCGUCUGUCCAUACGCGGAUGUAUACGUGUAUCGCGUUCUCCGUGGCGGGGACGAAGAGACGAUUAGCCAGAAAUUCGUAACCGAAGCUCUAGCAGACGCUAUCAAGAAGAAAGUCGACAUAGUAAGCAUGAGCUUUGGUUGGGAGGAAGAUAGCGAUGAAGACCUCCGCACAAUCAUUGAACGAGCCAAGAUGAGCAAUAUCCUACUGUUUGCUGCCGCUUCCAACGACGGAAAACGGACUCGAGGAGGCAUGGCAUUCCCGGCCAGGGCGGACGAGGUGAUUGCGAUAGAUGCUGCAGAUGGCCACGGCAAUCCUUCAAAAUUCAAUCCUCCCCCAGGGGACAAGCAGAGGUUUACUGCUCUAGGAGAAGCAGUCAACUCAGCCUAUCCGGUGGAUCUUGCAGAAGACUGGGAAGAGCCAGGUUGGAAGAGGAUGUCUGGAACAUCCUGUGCAACGCCGAUAGCGGCUGGCAUUGCCGGUCUGAUAUUGGAGUUUGCUCGA
Messenger RNA from Trematosphaeria pertusa, 672 nucleotides. Its product is annotated as subtilisin-like protein. Gene Ontology annotation, molecular function: serine-type endopeptidase activity. NCBI's taxonomy places the organism in Eukaryota, Fungi, Ascomycota, Dothideomycetes, Pleosporales, Trematosphaeriaceae. The record is from RefSeq and is a predicted model, not a curated record. The annotation marks the transcript as partial. Gene Ontology annotation, biological process: proteolysis. The transcript has a single exon.